Ceratosolen solmsi marchali is the source of this 3667-nucleotide messenger RNA. It is a transcript of the gene brun, whose product is annotated as trafficking protein particle complex subunit brun. Gene Ontology annotation, cellular component: trans-Golgi network. The transcript is spliced from 12 exons. NCBI's taxonomy places the organism in Eukaryota, Metazoa, Arthropoda, Insecta, Hymenoptera, Agaonidae. The coding region runs from base 55 to 3615 and encodes 1186 amino acids. The record is from RefSeq and is a predicted model, not a curated record.
AAAAGUCUGUAGAAUAAAUGUAAAUUUGCUCAAAUGCUGUGGAGGCAAAAAUAAAUGCGUUCUGCACUAAGUGUUAUACUGUCGAGUCCAGUGCCCGACAAUAAAAUGUCUCAUCCAGAUUAUGAGCAGACGGCUCAUGAUCAUGCAACUAUUUUAAUAUUAUUGAAACCACUUGGUGCACAGAUCAAGCAAAAAACUGUGACUCGUAUUUGCGAGAGAAUUAUUAAAUGUGGCAGUAGAUUUUCAGUUAUCGAUUCUUCUAAUAAUACUCGUGAAAUACUUACUAGGUUUAUAAAAGAUCAUCCUGUUGAAAACAAUGAUUGGGGAGAUUUUCAAACUCAUAGGCGAUUAUUAGGUCUUAUCACAUUUGGGAAAUAUGAGAAUCAAAUAGAAUUAAAUGAACUUUGUAGGCUUCACGAGACUCUUAAAGUAAAAUAUGUACAAACGCUAUAUGAUUCGAGAGCAAUAUUAUUUGGCCCAAUUCCAUCGGAGAAUUUAAAUGAACCACCACCAUCCUUCACUACACCUCAUAAUUUUAAAACAGUGGGUAUAUUUUAUGCCGAUGAUCUAUGUCCAAAUUUGGAAAUACAAAUGUCACAGUGCUUUAAUUCGCUGUUUUGGAUUUUGGAGUCAAAAAGAUUGGAACGGUCUAGAGAAAAAAUUGAUAAAGUCGCCUUACUACAGGCACCGUUUGAAAAGAAAGAUUUUAUUGGCUUAGAUUUAGAAUCGAGAAAUAAUCGGGAGAGGUGCGUUGGUCGCGCAACAAAACACUUAGGUGAUUUAUGCCUUCAAGCUGGUUUACCAGGAGACGCUUUGAACAAUUAUAAUUCAGCCAUAGGUACUUUACAAUCAGUUAAUGAUUGGUUAUGGCUUGGAUCGGCGUACGAAGGACUUUGCGCCGUGUCUGCACUAAUUUUAUAUCCAAAUAUGUGCAGAAACGUUCCUUUACAAAGAAAUUCAUCGUUACAAGAAGGCAGUCCUGGAAAACAAAGGCGAGGAUCACAACCGACCACAACACUUUGCGCACCACCUACAAUAGAAACUAUCAAGAUGAACAUGCCAAAUAUUUUGCUCCCCGAAGAUAUAUGUAAAAAAUAUCGUGAAGCAAUUGUGCAUUAUACUAAAUAUCAAAAUGCUGGGAUUAUCGAGACAGAAGCUAGUUUCAAAGCCACUAGAAUUUCAAUCGAACAAAAUUGUACUCUGCAAGCAGCGUCUUUCCUCAGUAAUGUUUUAUUCAAUAACAUGACAAUGAACGAGCAGGAAAAAAUAGAUCGUUUUACAACAUUAUCCGACUUGUACACCUCAUUUGGAUAUUUGAGGAAAGCUUCAUUUUGUUUAAGGCAUGCUGCACUACGGCAUGUUUCACAAUAUAAUCCAAAUCUUGAUUGGCAGCAGUGUUACAAUUUGUUGCUGCAAGCUACAUCAGGAUUCAAAUUAUCACUCGAUCCAGUAGAAAUGUCUUUUGAUAAUAGAAAAGGUUGGCCAUCCAUUCAAAUUCAAUUGAUAAAUGAACUAGUUGCUGCAGCAAAUCGUAUGGGUCAUCCUGCAUUGGCCACUAGGCAUCUAACAUUUCUUUUACAAACAAUGUACAAUUACCUUACACCUACCGAAAGGAAAGACGCGGCUCUUCAGUUACAAGCCGUUUCUCAACAAUCCGAAGGCUCACCGGUUCCUCUCGUAUUAGAUUCGGGAAGAGUUAUACCCCCGGCAAAUCUAACGAACAUUCCACGCACAAAAUCAUUCGCUUUGAAGAAUCUGCAGCCGCACUUGCAACCCCAGAAAAUUGAGCGCGUUAAAGAGGAUCAUGGCCCGUUUCUCUUUACACCUAUAAAUUUCGGCUCACUCGAGCGCAAAACAACCGCGAAGGGCAAAGUCGAUUAUCUGUGGGUGGAUGGCGACAUAUGCGAGGUAUCCAUGCAACUCGUCAACCCCUUGCCAUUCGAGCUCCACGUGUCGAAUAUGCGACUGCUGACAAGCGGUGUGGUAUUCGAGCCAAUACCCGAGAGUAUUACACUACCGGCCGAGUCAGGUACGAUCGCGGUAACGCUCGCUGGUACUCCAAGAGAAGUUGGCGAACUCGAAAUACUCGGCUUCAGUACGCAUACCCUUGGGGUUAAAUCGAAUUGCCGGCUGAGACAUAUCGAGAGCAUGCCCCAUCCACUCUACACGGUUGAGAUUGUGCCGGCUUUGCCAAGAAUCAACGUCGAGACGAGUCUACCUAGGACGGCAAGCUUUAGCUCUGGAGAAAAUAUCGUUACCAGCGCAAGCAUAUCUCUUUACGGUGGUGAGAGCGCUGAAUGUACAAUAACAAUAACAAAUAUAAGUCAAGUGCCAAUUGAAAUGAUAGAAAUUUCGGUGCAAUCAACUUUGGAUAGUUUGACCGAGUCCAAAGUAUUCAAAUGGAGCAAUGAAAAUCUUCUGACUCAGUUACCUUUGCAACCACAAUCAAGCGCUUGUAUUACUUUAUAUAUGUAUGCAGCAAUGGAAUUCGUAGCAUCGCAACGACAUGACAUCACUAAUGCCUAUCAAAGUCAAUCGAAUAGUUUAAUAUCUCACUCGGGUCCAAGCUCCUUACCGUCACGACUAAGUACCUCAUCUCAUCACACCAAAAGAUAUUCUGAAUUGACGUCAUCGUUUCGUUCAGGUACGAGUUCGAACUCGUCGAAUUCAUUAAGCAGUACACGAUUAUCCAAAUUGGCUGUGCCGAUACACGCUUCGAACAUUGUUGAAGGACAACUAAAAAUUAAGUUCUCUGGUAGUGCCGGCCUAGCCUCUGGGUAUUGUAGGAUUUCAUCUGUAUUUAUCACCAUAGAAAUGUUGCGCAGUGUACAAUUUACAAAUUGGGAUGUAUUGCCAGCAGAGACGCCAACGCAAUUUUACCUUGUAUUAGAUGUCAUAAAUAUGACUAAUCAUGAAAUGGAACUACAUUACACACAAAAUAAAUGCAUUUACAUGGAAGGCCGGGAAUCUUGUAGAAUACCCAUUCCAGUUGAUCGGUGUCCAUUUAAUAAAUUAUCCACUAUAGAUGGUGCGGGAAAUAACGAAGAUUUACAAAAAAUUUGCUCAGAACAUAUAGCAUCUUUAGCUGAUUUAAAAUGGCAAUUAGUGGGAACGGAAACAACGGGUAAAGCAACUUUAUCUGGAUUAGCUUUAACACAGGACAUGCUGGAUCUUGUGAGAAUGAGUCCGUUACAAUGGGAAGUUACAAUAAACGAUGUCGUUUUCAAAGCACAAGAUGAAAUAACGUGUAACUUAGGGGAAUGCAUCAAUGUUGGAGUGGGUGUAUCAAAUGCUUUAGAAAGCCCUCUUCGUAAUUUAAUUUUGUCGAUCAAUCUUUAUCAAGAUCAUCACAACGGUGUUAAUAAUUAUAGACUCGAUACUAGAGUUUCAAUAGCUGGUGCAAAUAAAGUUAUCCUUCCUACUUUGCAGGAAUCUGGACGGGCGUAUCAUGAAUGCCGUGUAGUUUUUCUCACUGCUGGCCAGUAUAAAAUUGAUAUUCAAUGUAGUAGUCGAGAAUCGAUAUUAGAUUCAUUGACAUUUUGUUCAGAAUUGGGAAAUUCUGGACAUACAUGGCGCUACAUACCACCUAUUGAGAUAAAAGUAGAAGAUUGUUGAAGUUCAAUCGAUUGUUUAUUCGUAUUUGUAUUUAUUUAUUGGUAUUAAGAAA